UAAACUGCUGAUCACUUUUUGCUACAAAUAGUUCUUAGGUACUAAGUUCAAAGUGCCUGAACUGGGGGGACUCAUGAUAUUGCUGUAUGGGUAGGUUAUGCUGGGCUUUAGGACUCCUAUCAUCCCUUUCAUACAUUCCUACCUUAGGCUUGGAAUUAAAGUAGAUCAGCAAUCAACCUUUCUCUGCACCUAGCAGGAGCUGGGACAGCAGGGGAGUGUCUAAAGAAGUUGGGGCCCAGGAAUGGAUACAGGGGAACAUGAAUACUUCCCUAGGGAUAAGGCUCUCCUUGUUUAAUCAUUAUCCCACUGCUUCCAAGGCAGUGUCUUCAAGGAGGCGGGACUGGGUGGGAGGUAAAUGAGAAGGUUGUCUGGUUUCAGUGGACUUUGUCCCUACCCUGAGGACUGGGUUGUUGAUUUAACUAUGGAGGCAGCUGCAGAUCUUCAGGACACAGCUUCGUUAACUCUGAAGUUUCAGUUUAACCCAAAGCUGGGCAUUGAUAAUCCUGUCCUGUCUCUGGCCGAAGAUCACAACCUUUCUGAUCUCUGGAACCUGGAGCGACCUCGCUUCUGCCUGCUGAGUAAAGAAGAGGGCAGGAGUUUUGGCUUCCAUCUACAUCAGGAGCUGGGCAAGGCCAGUCAUGUGGUGUGCAGGGUGGAGCCAGGCUCCUCAGCCCAGCAGCAGGGUCUUCGGGAAGGAGACCGGAUCCUGGCAGUGAACAACCAUGUUGUGGAACAUGAAGAUGCCGAGGUGGUGGUACUCCGCAUCCAGGCCAGUGGUCCUCGAGUGCUGCUGACGGUUUUGGCGCAGCACGUGUAUGAUGUGUCCCGAGCUCAGCAGGGGAAUGAUGUCCUCCUCUGUCCUACUCUCAGCCCAGGGGUCCGGCCCCGUCUGUGCCAUGUAGUGAAAGAUGAGGGUGGUUUUGGCUUUAGUGUCACCUACGAACAUCAGGGUUCUUUCAGGUUGGUGCUGAGUACUGGAGGAGCAGCUGAGCGGGCAGGGGUGCCCCCUGGGGCCCGACUAUUAGAAGUGAAUGGGGUCAGUGUGGAGAAGUUCACUUAUAACCAACUCAGCAGAAAGCUUUGGCAGAGUGGAGAGCAGGUCACCCUUCUGGUGGCAGGACCAGAGGUGGAGGAACAGUGUCGCCAGCUGGGAAUGCCUCUGGCUGCACCCCUGGCAGAGGCCUGGGCACUGCCUGCCAAGCCCCGGUGUUUGCACCUAGAGAAAGGGCCCCAGGGCUUUGGGUUCCUGCUCAGGGAGGAGAAGGGUCUUGGUGGUCACCUCGGGCAGUUCCUUCGGGAGGUGAACCCAGGACUGCCAGCCGAGAGGGCCGGGAUGCAGGAUGGGGACCGGCUGGUAGCUGUGGCUGGGGAGAGCGUGGAAGGGCUGGGCCAUGAGGAGACAGUGUACAGGAUCCGGGCACAGGGUUCCCGUGUCUCCCUCACUGUUGUUGACCCAGAGGCUGACCACUUCUUCAGCAUGGUGAGAGUUCGCCUGUCUCCACUCCUCUUCCUGGAGGGCACAGAGGCUCCUGCCUCUCCCCAGGACACCUGCUUAGCCUCUCUGGUUGAGACCAAGGAUCCACCAGUUGAAGACACAGCUGUGCCUCCUAUCCCAUGUGGGUCUCACCAGUGCUUCUUAUACCCUGGGCCUGGUGGUGGCUAUGGCUUCCGACUCAGCUAUGUGGCCAGUGGGCCUUGUCUUUUUAUCUCCCAGGUGAUUCAAGGAAGCUCAGCUGCCCAGGCAGGACUGCAAAGGGGAGAUGUGAUUCUGGAGGUGAACGGGAAUUCUGUGGAUGGAUUCAAUGACCUGGAAAUGCUUCGGCAGCUGACUGAAGCUGAGCCACCUCUGUGCCUGAAACUGGUGACCAGAUUUCCAUAGGGCUUGGAAGCAUAGACUGCCUCAGGGUCUGUAGAGCUGCAGGUGGUAGAAGCUGAGUUGCUCUCUUUACGCCAAAAACUGGAUCUCUAGGGCUCUGGACAAUCACAGACUUACCCAGAGUCUCCCUUCCUCCCAUGGGGCUCACCUCCCUGAAGAGGAUGUGGUCAGAGGCCUCAGGAUGGUCCACUAGGAAUCCUGCCCUCUAACUCCAAAGGAACCCAUGUGGGAGCUUUGGAAGCUUUGCCCCAAGGAUGAAGUUCUUUCUGCCUAAGAUGAAUUGUGUGAUUUCAUGAUUUAUAAUAAGAAAUAUAUAUUUGGUCUUCAUACUUAUUUCUGGCACAGAGCUCUUAUAACCCUUGGAACUUCCUAAGUAAUAAGAGCAAUAAAAGUUGGGGAAGUGGGGGGAGGAUGGUUGCCAGGAGAACAAACCUGCAUUUACAGGGUUGAAACUUUCAGCCCUACCCCCACUCCCACCCCACACUGGCUUCCUAGGUGGGGAGAGGGGCCGAAGUGGUUUAAAUCAAUCAUGCUUAUGUAAUGAAGCCUCUAAAAAACCCAAAAAAGCCAAGACUCAGAGGGCUUCCAGGUUACUGAACAUGUGGAGAGGACAGAAGCUACCAUGCCCAUGCCCUGCCCUGGGCAUCUGUUACCUCUGACUUCCUGAAUUGUAUCCUUUAUAAUAAACUGGUAAUUAAGUAAGUAAA
This is a messenger RNA of Artibeus jamaicensis (Jamaican fruit-eating bat), 2583 nucleotides long. RefSeq names its product NHERF family PDZ scaffold protein 4 (gene NHERF4). Gene Ontology annotation, cellular component: apical plasma membrane. The transcript has 11 exons. Gene Ontology annotation, biological process: protein localization to plasma membrane. NCBI's taxonomy places the organism in Eukaryota, Metazoa, Chordata, Mammalia, Chiroptera, Phyllostomidae. Gene Ontology annotation, molecular function: protein-membrane adaptor activity; signaling receptor binding. The record is from RefSeq and is a predicted model, not a curated record. The coding region runs from base 356 to 1879 and encodes 507 amino acids.